AUGUUCCUUGACCAUGAGUAACCUUAACUGGUGUACUGCCUGUGAUAAUGCCAUCAGUCCAUAUUCCGAAUCGCUGUACUGCAGUGAACAAUGCUUACGAGUGGAUGCCCUUCGCAACCAUCCUCUGCUAGGUUACACGUAUCCAGAGUUUGUUAAUUUCCCUCGUCCAUACCCAAAACAAAGCAGCUCUUCCUCAACGGCUUCCACGACUGCUGAGCAACCAUCGUCGUCGUUACUGGCCUCUUCUUGUUCCAUCGCUUCCUCUCCCCACAGUUCACCCGCAUUAACCGCCACCACCGCUUCAUCCAUGUCGCUUCAACCGGCUUCUCCACCUAACUUUGAUCUUUCCAGCGUAAUGAGAUUGCCUUCCGAUGAACCUUUGUCCCUCAAACCACUCACCUCCCCCUCUCGUCUCAUGAAUACCGCUCGCUUCAACGAUUUCUAGACCAUAUCAUGCUUUUAUUUUUACUUUUAUUUUUUCCUUUUCUCUCACCCCUCUUGUCCAUCCCAU
Messenger RNA from Radiomyces spectabilis, 511 nucleotides. RefSeq lists its product as uncharacterized. Lineage: Eukaryota; Fungi; Mucoromycota; Mucoromycetes; Mucorales; Radiomycetaceae. Bases 14 to 445 code for a protein of 143 amino acids. The transcript has 2 exons. The record is from RefSeq and is a predicted model, not a curated record.